AUGGUCUCAAACGAGGUCCAACACGGAGAACAUUCGACCGAUCAUCGGUCAGCUAGUGAAUCUGCACAACCUCGUGCUCGUAAGAAACGAAUCCCGACGUCGUGCGGCUCUUGUCGCCAGAGCAAGGUUAAGUGUGAUGGAUCCCGGCCGUGUUCUCGAUGUCAACAACUCCAGAAAACGUGCAAUUUUGUUGAGAAGCCCAAAGAACCCCAUGAAUUGAGAAUAGAAGCUCUGGAAAAAGAGAUCGAGUCACUGAGAGCACGUCUACCACCAAAUGCACCCAAUACAACCGGACCACUUACCCAGAACUAUGUGUCUGACCUAGAAAGACCACUCCAGUUCAGCGGUUUAAGAACAUUCAAUCCCCCUUCAGAUAUCAACUUCGCGCAUGCAUCAAAUAUUCCAUCUCAGCUGGCAGUCUCCACUAGCACGAGCUCCCCAGAAACUACAUCUCAUUUUCCAAGACCAUCCAAACGUCCCAGAUCAUCAUUCGAAACGGAGACCCCGGCUGCUGCCAACAUCUUCACCGAUGAUGAUUUGAGUAACGAAGAAGCUGAGUUGUACUUCAACGCCUUCUUUUCUGGAUGUGAUCGCUACGUUCCUGUUUUUGAUCCGCGUUACGACUCCCUUCCGGCAAUUCGCAGCCGGAGUGAUUUGCUGUUCAGCACCAUAUGCUCAGUGGGAUGCCGUGUUCUGAAUGGGACGAAUUCGAGAUGGCGAGCUCUUGCAUUGAGAACACAGCGUAUGCUCAACGCUGCAAUAGCAAACCCAUCGACGGGCAAUCUUGAGACUGUUCAGGCCUUGUUGGUGCAGGCAUGCUAUGCCGGUGAGAGGGCUAUUCUCAUAGCUAUUGCGACGCGUAUGGCCAUGGAUCUGGGCUUCACGGAAGCAUAUGACACACUUGUGGCCGAGUCUGUUCUCGGUGAUACACUGUCCAAUGGCGAACAAACGAUCAUCGAAAACAAUUUUACGCGUAUGAGAAAAGCACGGGUUUGGCUUCACCUUCUCGUCCUGAGUUAUAUCCUUCAUGUUGAUGCUGGAGGUGUGCCAACAUUUAAAUUCAGAGGCGCCUCACGUCGGUGCAGAAUUCUACUUCAAAGCCCUUUCUCCACGGGCAUGGAUCACUACCUCUUUGCCCAAGUAGAACUUAAUGUUCUUCGCGCGAAAAUAUACGCGUCUUUACCACAGAGAGCGAACCUCGGCGACAGCGAAAUCAUGGACUUGGUUAAAGAUGCCAAACUCGACAUAGAUGUUUGGUUCCAUGAUUGGAUACGCAUUUCGGAACCACAUCAUCAAGCUAUGCCGUGGUUUGUACCGAACUUGUCGGUCCAGAGAUGCUGGGCUGAUAACAUGGCUCUUUGUCGCGCGGUACGAGCUGCGGGUGUGGAGAAUGUGAAUGUCAUGUCAGUUACCCAAAAGACCAUUCUUGACAUGACUAAAGCAUCACUGAAACAACAUCUUGACAUAAUAAUCCAAGAACCGAGGCUUUAUCUCAAGAGCAUCCGAUACGCUAUGGACUUUGUGUGGGCCAAGAACACUUUUUGUUGUUUGCUUCUCCUCAAAUUAUCCGCUCUGCUUCCAGAAAAGGACGAUCACCAAUCACAACAUGACUUAGUCGCCAAAGCGAGUAUUUUGCUGAACGAACUGGAGAUGGCUGUCGCUGGUGGAUUGAAAGGUGACAGUCGCUCAAAUACAAGUGUUCUAUACCUUCAGCUUUUGAAGUUGAGCAUUCAAAAGUAUAAGCGAGGACUUAACCUAGACUCGGACGAUGCUGUGGAGGUCGACGCGAAUCAAGAACGACAAGCUGGGGGGUACACGGAACUAGAGUCAUUUGUGCCUGAUCAAUUCGUGUUUGAGUGGGACUUUCCAGGGCUAACGUUGUUCUCGUCGCCGAUCAAUGAGUCUGCGUGGUUAAAUGAGUUUCUCACUGGUGGCCAGGACUUUGGGGAGAAUGGAGGCAGUAUUAAUUGGGCACUUAUUGACUUUUCGAUGUGA
Messenger RNA from Fusarium venenatum, 1995 nucleotides. RefSeq lists its product as uncharacterized. Gene Ontology annotation, molecular function: DNA-binding transcription factor activity, RNA polymerase II-specific; transcription cis-regulatory region binding; zinc ion binding. Gene Ontology annotation, biological process: regulation of DNA-templated transcription. The record is from RefSeq and is a predicted model, not a curated record. Gene Ontology annotation, cellular component: nucleus. Lineage: Eukaryota; Fungi; Ascomycota; Sordariomycetes; Hypocreales; Nectriaceae.